This is a messenger RNA of Durusdinium trenchii, 1161 nucleotides long. The record is from the annotation of a GenBank genome assembly. Lineage: Eukaryota; Dinophyceae; Suessiales; Symbiodiniaceae.
AUGGCCAAGGAGGAGGCGCGACGAGACUCGGGCUUGGGCGCCUCGCAGACGGCAGAAGUGGCAUAUUUGGAGAAGAUGGGCUUGGAGUAUGAAGAGCAUGACAUCACGGAAUUUACCUUUCGAAAGCUGGCGGAUCUGUCCGGCUUUGGCUUGGCGGCCAAGAGGAUUGCCUUUCCAGGCAAGAUCAUUUUAUCCGCACUGGAUUGCAUCGUGUCCUUUCCGGGCAAGUACAGCAAGGCUGGAAGUCGAUGCCAACGCCAGGAAUGGGACGCCGCUGUGUCAUCGACGCAGCAGGGGAACGGAUGCUCACUGGCAUGCGUCUUUCUCACAGACCGCGCUUCAGGAUUGGCAGACAAUCCUGAUACACCAGGACGGUGUUGGUGUCACACCAUUUACGGCGAGUUGCCACUAGAUACCUACCUGAUGGUGAUUGAUGUGCACGAUGAAACCAAUGGACCCAUCACUGAAGAAGUCUUGGCGUUCAAGAGAGCCGAUGCUGCUGCCAUGGGAUUGGUGUUGGUCAUCAAAGAGGACCAAACAGAGCUUGAGUGGGAGAGUGAGCUCAACCAGGCAUUGAAGAUUGCGGAGGAGAGGUGCAGGCAGAACGGAUGCAGAGCACCUUGGGGAUGCUCCUGGUUCGAAGAGUGGAGGAAGAACGUCGAGGAGGCUAUGAGGCUUGGGCAAAAAUUGCACGUGUUCUACUUCGAAGGCAAAGUGGGCCGUGGAAAGCUCGCGUGGCCGAAGCUUUGCGAUAGCAUGGCCAAGGAGGAGGCGCGACGAGACUCGGGCCUGGGCGCCUCGCAGACGGCAGAGGUGGCAUAUUUGGAGAAGAUGGGCUUGGAGUACGAAGAGCACGACAUCACCGAAUUUGAAGCGUUUCUUCGAAAGUGUCUCGGUGCCGGUAUAGCCCCACGCUGCGACCACAAAUCCGACCCAGAACAGCCUCGUUGGAGAGAAACAUUAGGGGGGGUGACACGAAGUGCAGUGGAUUUCCCUUGGAAAGAACACAGUCUCGAGAGAGGUCCAACCGGUCUUCCAAAAAAGAAGAGAAAGACUUCGGCUCCCUCGACGUCUCCGGCGCUUUUCCACGUGUCCACCGGUCGGAGGAUGGACACCAGGGCAGGCACAACAUCGCCAGGAAUCCUUGGGCGUUUUGGUUAA